Populus nigra (black poplar) is the source of this 564-nucleotide messenger RNA. Its product is annotated as GATA transcription factor 7-like. The transcript has a single exon. The coding region runs from base 1 to 564 and encodes 187 amino acids. NCBI's taxonomy places the organism in Eukaryota, Viridiplantae, Streptophyta, Magnoliopsida, Malpighiales, Salicaceae. The record is from RefSeq and is a predicted model, not a curated record. Gene Ontology annotation, molecular function: sequence-specific DNA binding; zinc ion binding. Gene Ontology annotation, biological process: regulation of DNA-templated transcription.
AUGGUGUCUCUGUUUAUAUAUGCCUUGACCUUUUUUUUUCCAGCUUCUGAUGAUGUUUGCAAUGUCAGUGAUGAUUUUGAUUGGACAGGCAGUGGACUUAGCGCCCCUCAGGAUCCCAUAGAGUGUGUUACUGAUUUCUUCGAUGGGUUUAUAUCAACCAAUGAGUUAAGCUUCUUGGAAGAUUUUGGAGAUUUUUUGGGAAAAUCCAAAGAGGAGAUAAAAACCACUCCAUCGAAAGAUUUUAAAUUUGGCAUGACUAAAAAGAAACCAAGAAGUAAACGGAGAUUAAAGCAGCGUGCGUGGCCGAUGAAAGAUUUUGUGUUUUCUGCACUAGAAAAUCAUGAAUUCCGAAAGAGAAUUUGCACCCAUUGUCAAAUUGACAAAACGCCGCAGUGGAGGAUUGGCCCACUGGGUCCGAAAACACUGUGUAACGCUUGUGGUGUGAGGUACAAUACAGGGAGGUUACUCCCGGAGUAUCGGCCGGCUGCAAGCCCCUCUUUUGACCAGAACAAGCAUUCAAAUCUUCAUAAGCAGAUACUGAGAAGGAGGGCCAAUUUAAUUUGA